Messenger RNA from Stegastes partitus (bicolor damselfish), 3999 nucleotides. It is a transcript of the gene paxip1, whose product is annotated as PAX interacting (with transcription-activation domain) protein 1. Gene Ontology annotation, biological process: positive regulation of transcription initiation by RNA polymerase II. Gene Ontology annotation, cellular component: nucleus. The record is from RefSeq and is a predicted model, not a curated record. The transcript is spliced from 23 exons. Lineage: Eukaryota; Metazoa; Chordata; Actinopteri; Pomacentridae. Bases 107 to 3613 code for a protein of 1168 amino acids.
UCCGGUAUACUGUCCGCUCCAGAUCAGCUGUAGCAGCUCACACACUCUCCUCUAUUAGCUUCUGACUUGCGCUUCGGACAUAUUCCUAUGACAUUAAUGGACAAUCAUGUCUGACGAGGAAAACAAGGUUUCCGAUGAACUUUUUAAAGAUGUCAAAUUCUACGUGGUUGGGGACAUUGACCAAAAGGUGGUGCAGCUGCUGAAAGCAGGGAAAGGUAAAGAAGUGUCCUACAAUGCUCUGGCCACUCACAUCAUUGCAGAGGAUGGAGACAACCCUGAGGUGGGCGAGUCAAGAGAAGUUUUUGACCUGCCUGUUGUCAAGCCGUCCUGGGUGAUCCUGUCAGUCCGAUGUGGAGACCUGUUACCUGUUACUGGAUUCUCCCCAGAAUCGGGACAGAUAUUCUUUGGAGUGACAGCUUGCCUUCCGAGGCUUCCAGAUGAUCUCAACACUUUGUGGGCUUACAUAACUUUCUAUGGAGGAGAAUGUCAGCUUAACCUCAACAAGAAGGUCACCCAUUUAGUGGUUAAGGAACCAAAAGGGGCCAAGUUUGAGUGUGCCCUGAAACACCCCAGUAUCAAGAUUGUCACCCUGGACUGGAUAACAGAUUCUGUUAAAGACAAAAGCAGGAAGGAUGAGACACUCUAUCACCCCAGACUCACAUAUAUAGAGCCUGAAGAAGAGGAGGAGAGUGAUGCAGAGUCAUAUGACCAGCAGUUUCAAUCAGAUGGAAGCUACAGUCCCCGGCGAUCCCGGCUGUCUAGUGGUGGCUCAUCUGGUGAGGAGUCCAGCCCCCGCAGACGACCAGGACCCAAGAGGCUGAACUCUGUCUCCCCGACCUCUCCCCGCAAGCCUGAGCGCCGCAGUGAGCGCAUGUUUGAUGACUCUGAUGAUGACUCCCCCGCAGAAAAGGAGGGCACCAAUCUAAACUGGACACCGGCUGAAGUCGUCACACCGACUCCCCCAAUUCCAACCGGCACAGCCAGACGGCGGGGUGGGCCACCUGGCAGCAAAGACCCAGUAUCAUCCACAGGCAGUGGGCUGAUCAACCUGUGUGCCACUGCAGCCCCUGUACCUGGCAGUGGAGGCGCAAUGCCAGCGGAGGCUCGGUCUGCUACUGCUGCCAUCAGUCACUCCACACAGCAAGGUGUGUCAGUUCCAGAGGGCGUCCCUGGGUGGAGCCCGGCCGCCAGAACGCUUCGCAACAUCACCAACAACUCUGACAUGCAGCCAACCAAUCGGCCUACCAACGUAGCACAUAUUAUCCAGAAUCUGACAGCCAAUCAGACAAAGCCACUUGAGCAACAGACCAAUCAGAGCCAUGCUCAGACCCCCAACAGUACCAACUCUCUUCUGUUUAAUCAGUCCAAACUGGCCAACCAGCCUCUCACAGCGGAGCAGCAGCAACAGUUACUGCAACAGCAACACCAGGUUUCCCAGCAACAACAUCAACAAUUACCACAGCAACCACAGCAUCCCAUGAUGCAGCUUCAGCAGCAGCAGCAGCAGCAUCAGAUGAUGCACUUACAACAUCAACAACAACAGUCACAGGGGGCACAACAACAACAAGGGUUCCCACAAUUGCCUCAACAGCAGCAACAGUUUCUGCAGCAACAGCAGCAAAUGCACCAACAACAGAUGUUUUCCCAGCAGCAGCAGCAGCAGCAACAACAACAACAACAACAACAACAGCAACAGCAGCAGCAACAGCAACAACAACAACAGCAUGCGUUCUCCCAGCAGCAGUUGCGGCCCCAGCAGCUCUUACGGCCAGGUCUACAGCAACUGCAGCAACAACAGGCUUUGCAGCAGCAGCUUCAGCAGUUUCAGCAGCAGCAACGCAUGCAGAUGUUACAACAACAACAACAACAACAACAACAACAACAGCAACAGCAGAAUCAACAGCAGAUGCACCAACAGCACUUACAGCAGCAGCAUUUCCUGCAACAACAGCAACACAUGCAGCAGAUGCAGAAGCAGCACAUGCAGAAUCAACAGCAGCAGCAGGUUCUUCAGCAUCAGAAUCAGCAAGCCCUGCAGCAGCAGCAUCAACAUCAGCAGCAGCAGCAGCAACAACAACAACAACAACAACAGCAGCAGCAGCAGCAACAGCAGCAGCAGCAGACAACGACGACGACACUGCAGCCUCAGCUCCAGCAGCCUCCGCACAUCUCCCAGCUGUUUGGACACGAGCUGGGGCAAGAAAUUCCACAGGAUGGCUUUCUGCUGGGCUGUGUGUUUGCUGUUGCUGAUUACCCAGAACAGAUGGCUGACAAGCAACUCCUGGCCACAUGGAAGAGGGUCAUCCAGGCAUGUGGAGGUGCUGUUGACCCCAUUCUGACCAGCCGCUGCACACACCUGCUCUGUGAGAGUCAAGUCAGCAGCACGUAUGUACAGGCACUGAGAGAAGGGAAGCGCUGUGUGACCGCCCACUGGCUCAACACAGUGCUGAAGAGGAAGAGGAUGGUUCCUCCUCAUCGGACAUUACAUCUGCCCUUUGCGUUUCCUCCUGGAUCCAAACCCUGCUCUCAUCAUAUCAUAUCAGUGACUGGUUUUGUGGAUGCUGACAGGGAUGACCUGAAGCUGAUGGCCUACCUGGCUGGUGCCAGAUACACUGGAUAUCUUUGUCGCAGUAACACUGUCCUCAUCUGUAAAGAACCCAGUGGACUUAAAUAUGAGAAAGCCAAGGAGUGGAAGAUUCCUUGUGUGAAUGCCCAGUGGCUAUGCGAUAUACUAUUGGGCAACUUUGAAGCACUAAGACAAAUUCAGCACAGCAGAUACUCCAUCUACACACAUCCUGAACCACUGGUGCCUAACCCUCAGCUUGUCCAGAACCUGCUGGCUGCUUGGAGAACGCCAAUCAAAGUAUCGCCUGAAGCUUUGGCGAGUCUCCAGCUGCUCCAGAAGCAGAAGAUCACCGACUCUACCAACGCUCCUGCAAACAAGAAGGCCAGGCUGGAAGAGAUCCAGUCUCCCAGUAAGAAGCUUCCUCCAGAGUCCACCCCUCGGGUCAUGUUUACAGGUUUUGAGCCAGCACAAGUACAGCAGUACACAAAGAGGUUACAUGCUUUAGGUGGUGAAGUAGCCGACAGCAGUCUGAAAGCCACUCACCUGGUGGCCAGUAAGGUGACUCGCACCGUCAAGUUCCUCACUGCCAUGUCUGUGGUGAAACACAUCAUCAGCCCAGAGUGGCUGGAGGAGAGCUGGAGGAGCCAGAAGUUUGUGGAUGAGCAGAGUUACACUCUGAGGGAUGCAGAAGCAGAGGUGUUGUUUGGCUUCAGUCUGGAGGAGUCACUAAAGAGAGCCCACAGUGCACCGCUCUUCAAGGGGAAGUACUUCUACCUCACCCCAGGGAUGUGCCCCAGCCUCAGCACCAUGAAGUCCAUCCUGGAGAGUGCUGGAGGAAAGCUGCUCGCUAAACAGCCCUCAUACAGAAAGAUAAUGGAGCAUAAACAGAACAAGAACCUUCCGGAGAUCAUCUUAAUUUCAUGUGACAAUGACCUCCAUCUAUGUAGAGAGUACUUCUUGAAAAAUAUUGAUGUCCACAACGCUGAGUUCAUCCUGACCGGAGUUCUCACCCAGAAACUCGACUAUGACUCUUAUAAGUUCACUUGAUUGAGCCACACUGAUGUCAUGGCGGAGAAGAGGAGGAAGAGAUGAGGAAGCCACCUGUGUACAGUCCAGCCACACUGACUUUUCUAUGUUUUUAUUUCUGUGCAUAGAUCUCCAGUCAUUUUGUAGCUUUUUGUUACCUGUUCGAAAUAAAUAAAUGGAUGUUAUUUUUGUGAAAUGAUUGUUUAAAUUAUGGAGAAUUAAACCUUUUUCCUGUUGUUAAAAUAGAAUGUGUAAAGGCUUCAGCUCGUUCAUGCUGCUUUUUAAAUAAAAAACUGUACAUUUGUUUGUGCAAAAGCAUUUGGAGUUGUUUGCUUUCUUAUCAAGAAAGUGUCAGAUUUUUAGGCAAUGUUGAUGUCUUCAGCCUAUUAAAUAAACUUCAAAAGCAC